Messenger RNA from Rhipicephalus microplus (southern cattle tick), 1594 nucleotides. RefSeq names its product protein BANP. Gene Ontology annotation, molecular function: DNA binding. The record is from RefSeq and is a predicted model, not a curated record. Gene Ontology annotation, biological process: negative regulation of protein catabolic process; protein localization to nucleus. Lineage: Eukaryota; Metazoa; Arthropoda; Arachnida; Ixodida; Ixodidae.
GAAGAGACGCCAUUAUCGCGAUAUCGAGAAGGAGGAUGGCGGACGACCCACCUUCGUCAUUUCAAGUCACAGUGAAUGCAGGGGACAGCCUGCCAGGACUCGUAUUGGUGGACCAGAUGGCAGAGCAGGCCGACAGCCCAUCUCUGCAACUGGUGCCUGUUGUGGGUGGCCAGUUCGUGUUGGCUAAGAUGGCUGGUCUGCCUCCUGAUGAGGAGAACAGCUUGGCUGGCAGCACCUCUGCACAAGAUGACUUGGCAACACAACUGGCAGAGCUGCAGGCUGAGGUUAUGGAAAGGCUAGAGGGGAUCUCCAACAAGCUGAGUGCAGUUGAGACACGCUACUCCAACCUUGGGGACAAGAUCCACAGUCUUACAACAAUGCUACAAACACCAGCAUCUGCUGGGAGCUCUGCCAGUACACCCUCUAGUGAGACAAGGGCCAGUAUGCCUGCCUGUGCAUCAUCACCAGCUGGUGGAACUGUGGAUGACUACCCCAAUGGUUCCUGGCUUGGGAAUCCAGUAGACCUAGAUAUGAGGGUUCGUGUACCUAUCUCACCUGCGGAUUUGGAGAACCUCAACCGGACGUGCACCACCCCGGAAAAGAUGGCCUUAACACUCCUUGACUUUCUUUUUGAUCGGGAGGUUCAGGCCAGCUCAAACAUUUCUGGCACUGGGCGCUAUGGAAAACAACAGCUUGACCCACUUCGCAUCUUUGCAAUAAAAUGUCAUCUUGUACAUCACUUCGCAAUCAAUGACCUUGACUGGCAUCGAAUCAAGCAGAAUAUGGACUCAAAAUGCCGCACAGCAUUCAGGCGCAAAAGCCGGGGCAUGUCACUUUCAGUCAAGGCGUUUCGUGAUAGAGGUGUGUAUCCCUCCACAGUCUCAAAUUCUUCGCGUGCAGAAGACCCUACUGAGCAGCUAUCACUUCUUUCUGAAGAAGCUCUGCGUGAUAUUGCCAGCUUACAGCCACAGAUUAUCCACACCGAGCAUGGGGACAUCCAGGUUGUGCAGGCUACUGUGGAGCAGCUUGCGCAAAUGGAACAGAACUCACAGAUUCACAUUCUUGCCAGCACAGAGGUUCUCAGUGCUGCAGACAUCGAGCAAGGCAAAGUUGAAGAGGAUCUAGAGCCAUGACAGUGUUGAGUCGACUGUGGUCUGACAAACGUUUCAUCAGUCCCGGUCUCAGGGAGGAGUGUACUGGUCCACAGUAACUUGCUUACUACUGCUAAGUUGCAAUACCAGGAGUCGACAAGUCCGUCCAUGGCUCCACUCAUCCCGCCUGAGCGGUCUUGGGUGUUCAAAUCUGGCUACAUGCCCCCUUUUCCAAAAGAAAGGAAACAGCUGCUCAAUGACUGAUGUAAUUUAGUUAGUUAUCUAAAAACAGGUGUCCAAUCCUAUGAUGUUUAUGCAGCAUGACCGACUUGCUCAGCAUUGUUGGACUUUAUUUUUAUUGUUAAUUGUACUCAUAGUUAGCACAACAUCAGUUGUCAGUGCUCUAGUUCACGAAGAACCAAUAUAUGUGUGGUUAUGCUUGUUAAGUGUGUUGUAAACGCAGUGAAAUCUCGGUAGAACGAACACCAAUUUAACAAAAUUUU